UGUGGCUGAACAAUGGAUCAGAAAGAGCUAAUUCAAUCUGCUGUCUGUAUUGCUGGCUGAUCUCAGUUCCUGCAACAAUAUGGAUACCAUUAUUGCCCUCAAUCUUCUACGUAGGGUAGGAAACAUCAGUCACACCUGAGUGUUAUCUCCUAACUUAAGUUCUAAUGUGCACAUACAGAUGUCAGGCGAGGACAGAGUCAAGCUUGGCUAUGAUGCCUUCAUUGUCAAGUUCCGAUUUCCAUCAGCUCAGAAUUACAGGAAGUUUCUUGUAAUGGAAAACUACCAGAAGACAAAAAUCACAGAACUCCCUUGUCAGCAGCCAAUUGCCAAUCUUCCAAAAGAUAUCAUUGAAAUGAAGGUGAAGGAAGGUAGCAAAAUAAGAAAUCUCAUGGGAUAUGCCAUUGGAAAGAUGGAAUCAGCCAGUACCAGAGAGAUCCUUUUCACUGGCACAGGGAAAGCAGUCAGCAAAGCAAUCACCUGUGUGGAAAUCAUGAAGAGAAGAUUAAAAGGCCUCCAUCAAAUUACCAAACUAUUUUAUAAACAGGUUGAAGAACUCUGGGAACCUAUUGUUUCAGAGGCAGGAUUAGAUAGUUUAACUGUAAAAAGAAACCUUCCUGCCAUUUACGUUCUCUUGUCUAAAGACGUUCUGCAUACAAAUGAGCCAGGCUACCAGGCUCCUGGGUCCUUUGAUGCUUUGUGGAUACAUUCUUUAAAAGAGGAGGCACUGACUCAAAGGAAAAAAAGACAAGGAGGCGAUGGGAUGGGUAAAGGGGGUAAACAUCCUGGAUCUGGAAGAGGAGAAAGGCCCAAGAAAUCCAGAAGCUGAGUGGGUGGUGGAAAAUGCUGUAAUUUUAUUUUCAAAUUAAAAUCUCAUCAAGUAGCUUCA
This is a messenger RNA of Carcharodon carcharias (great white shark), 886 nucleotides long. It is a transcript of the gene rpp25l, whose product is annotated as ribonuclease P/MRP 25 subunit-like. Bases 179 to 826 code for a protein of 215 amino acids. Lineage: Eukaryota; Metazoa; Chordata; Chondrichthyes; Lamniformes; Lamnidae. Gene Ontology annotation, molecular function: RNA binding. The transcript is spliced from 2 exons. Gene Ontology annotation, cellular component: ribonuclease MRP complex. The record is from RefSeq and is a predicted model, not a curated record. Gene Ontology annotation, biological process: tRNA 5'-leader removal.